AUGAGAGAUAUAAACACGGAAGAUGAAGUUCAACCAAUAGACAAAUCGACUUUUGAAAACCAUGAAUGGAAUGCGGAAGAUGAUGGUGCCGAGGCUUGCAAACAUCGGCGCCUCGAGGCAGAAUGUGAUGACGUUGAUACUUUAGGUCUCAAAUGCCGAGUAAACCGAGGCGUCGUUGACUUGGAUGAUGAGUCUGCUGAACUGGCCGAGGUUGGGCUUCAUUCAGACGAGGAAGAUUGUGAUGAGUCUGCUGAAGGCCUUCGGAAAAAGAAUGACGGUGUCCCAGAGUAUUCUCAUACGGUCAAUCGUAGUAUGGGUUACGAUGGCAGUUGGCCGCCGAUCAAGCAAAAUUCUGCAGAUCCCGACUUGACUUCAUCAUCUAAAGUAGAUUUUAUGAAUGAAGUCAUGGUGGUUGAUGAAACUGAAGAGGUACUUAUUAUUUCAGACGGAGUAGCUGACUUAAAUUCAUCUUCACAUUUUCCCUGUCCAGAGACGCUUGAUGAAGUUAUC
Molecule: messenger RNA, 510 nt
Organism: Protopolystoma xenopodis
Lineage: Eukaryota; Metazoa; Platyhelminthes; Monogenea; Polystomatidea; Polystomatidae
Source: the annotation of a GenBank genome assembly